AGGACCUUGAUGCAUCGCUUCCUUUCAGCCAUUAAAUUGGGCAGGGUCCAGAUUGUUGUGUUUUUACCGCAACCUAUGCGCAAUUUUGCCACACAAUGACCAAACUCUGGCACUUUAUGCAUGUUUGUAAUUUUUAUAUGGCAUAGAUGAGUAUAGCGUAUCGGCAUAUAUCGUCAUUAAGUCAAAUAAUGUCGGGAGCGGCCGCUGUAGGUGCGUCCUCUUGCAUAGGCGCAGCUGCGGCAGCUAGCUGUAGCUCCGCCGGCUCUUCCUAUGUUACAGUGGGUGGAUGUACCGGGGUGGCUGGCAGGUUGCCUGGCCGGGUUCUUGAACAUAUCUUUUCAUAUUUGGACUUGCCUGAUUUAAUGCAAUGCUCGUUAGUGUGUUGGCACUGGAAUACCACUCUCGCCGACGAAAACAGCGAAGUGUGGCGCAGUCUUUGCGCUCGCUCUCUGAGUGAAGAGGCGCUUCGAUCUGACAUUCUGUGCAACCUGCCUACGUACAAGGGGAAGCUCAAGUCCUACCAACAUGCUCUUAGCACCCACGACUGCUCCCGCAACGUUUACGUCAAGAAGAAUGGCUUCACCCUCCACCGAAACCCCAUCGCCCAGAGCACCGACGGCGCCCGCGGCAAGAUUGGCUUCUCCGAGGGGCGUCACGCCUGGGAGAUCUGGUGGGAGGGGCCCCUGGGAACCGUGGCGGUGAUCGGACUGGCCACGAAGAGGGCGAACAUGCAAUGCCAGGGCUACGUGGCUCUGCUGGGCAGUGACGACCAAAGCUGGGGCUGGAACCUCGUGGACAACAACCUGCUACACAACGGUCAAGUCAACGGCAACUUCCCUCAGUGCAACAACGCACCAAAGUACCAGAUCGGCGAGAGGAUACGGGUGAUCCUGGACAUGGACGACAAGACGCUGGCCUUCGAAAGGGGUUUUGAGUUCCUGGGCGUGGCGUUCCGUGGACUGCCCAAAGCCUGCCUGUUCCCAGCCGUGUCGGCCGUGUACGGCAACACAGAGGUCACCAUGGUGUACCUGGGCAAGCCCCUGGACGGCUAGGGCCUGUCUGCGUCGCCAAAGCCUUUGGGUGGUAUUGGGGGAUGGACCUUUCCCGGGACCUUGUUUUUAUGUUUGUGUGUGACCUUGGGGCCAGUGUACUCAGAGCUGCUCCUCGCUGAAGUGGGUCGGUCUGGGCUGAAGGGGGACCUGGAUCCGGCUGGGGGGUGGGGGGGGUGGGGGGGGCUUCUUUGCGGUUCCGUUGUAUCUAUUCCAGACUCGGUGGGAUCCGGGGGAGUGGUCGUGUCAUAUAAGGUAUGUCCAUUGGUCAUGUGAUGCUGGACUCGUUCCGUUCGGUGGAAACUGCUCACGCUUACAUGAAUUUAGGUUUUUAGGCUCACCACGCCUGACCUUUUACUGGAGCAUUUUAUGUCUCUUAAGCAGGGCCAAAGCAAUCAUGAACUGAGGCCAAUACUUUUAUCCCAUAUGUGUCAUUUAAAAAGGCUAGCCAAUGUAUUAGUGAGUGUAAGCCAGUUAUCAGGGUUAACGUGGUCCUCCAUUGACUGGAUCAUUGUGCUUGACCAUGCCGACCCAGUGUGACCUGAUGUUCUCAUAUAUUUACAUCUAUCUAGAUCUAGAUAAAGAUAGGUGUGUAGAUAUAUAUCUAUGUACAGAUCAAUAUAUAUUUAUCUAGGGAUAUCUAUCUCUCUAUAUCUAUAUAUCUCCAAAUGCAGAGUUUGUACAGGCAAACAUCAGAGGUAGUUUUACAAAAGCAUGCAUUCAUUUCUGCCUCCUGUUUGCAGCGACUCCCUUGUAAAAACACCCAGAGCACUUGAGCAGAAAUGGAACCAAGAAGCCUAUUUUACCAUGUAAUGUUACUGUGUAUCACUUUUUUUUAUUGUUCUGUUGUCAUAUUAAGCAUUAUUUAUUUCUUAUUUUAUCCAUGGUACUCUUGAUGGGGUCAUGUGACCUGAAAGUAAAAGUCUAUUUGUUGCCAAUCCCAAUUAUCAGAAUAAAGAUAGCGUAAUGCCUGUGCGUUUGACCAUGUUUGACCCUGGACAGGCCUACAUGCUAGUCUUGUGAAGGCUAACAAUUAGUGAAUGGUACAUCUGUGGUUUAAAUUGAAUUCAAAACGUCUUGCUUAAUUCUCAAGCAGCACAAAUACAGUUGGUUCCAGUCCAGUCUAAUAUCUCAAGGUAGAACCGGAGAUGGGCUCCCGAGAUUUAGGCUGGCUUCUCGAGACUAAUGGUAACCAGUAUGUAGCCAGUAUGUGUGAGUGAUGAGAGAGACCAUCCCAGCCAGAGUUUUGAUUGCGGGCCAAUUAUGGAAAGAUGUAAUAGAGGCCUGCCAUGAAAUGCACCUGACUUGAACAUGUUUGUCAGUGAUGACUGGUUACAGUCUAAAUGUAUCCAGUAUGGGUCCACGUGAUUGGUUAGACCAGAGCAUCUUUGGUCUGAUUGAGUCAGAGAGACACCAGAACACUGUCAUGCACACAUAAUAAUAUAUAUAAUAAUUAAUAAUCUUCAUAUUUACUGUCACCAUCGUCUUUGUAUAAAAUAACUAAUAAAGAGGGGGAAACUGGAUGAGCGAAUGGUUGUCUCCAGUCGCUCAUGACCCAUUGGGAGAUUUUCACUCGACUUUUUGCUAUUCAACUCGACAUGUGUAAGAGAUUUUUCAAUGAUUUCGACAACCCUUUGAUCUUUUGGGACUAGCUCACCCAUAGGAAAGGUCCAUUUAAAACACCUGCACAGUCUUAAUUGGAUUGGGAGACUUUUAAAAGCUCACAGCUCAUCGUGUCAGCCGAGGAGGACAGCUCCUCUACAGUUUAAUAGAUUUACUGCAAUCCACAUCCCCCAAUCCAACUUUGUGUAUUACCA
Messenger RNA from Gadus chalcogrammus (walleye pollock), 2866 nucleotides. RefSeq names its product F-box protein 45 (gene fbxo45). NCBI's taxonomy places the organism in Eukaryota, Metazoa, Chordata, Actinopteri, Gadiformes, Gadidae. Gene Ontology annotation, cellular component: SCF ubiquitin ligase complex; synapse. The transcript has 3 exons. The record is from RefSeq and is a predicted model, not a curated record. Gene Ontology annotation, biological process: synapse assembly involved in innervation; proteasome-mediated ubiquitin-dependent protein catabolic process. Gene Ontology annotation, molecular function: protein binding. Bases 147 to 1052 code for a protein of 301 amino acids.